GGUAAGCCCAUGGAGGAGAACUCGCCGCCUCGCCGCGGCGGCGGCCGACGGCUGCCGCCUCCGUCUCCCUCAACGGCGGCGGCGGCGCCGGAUACUCCCUCUCGGGGCUCCGGCCAACUGCUGCCUCCUCCUCCGCGUCUCCGACUCCAUCAACGCCGGCGCCGGAGACUCAACCCUUUCCCUCCGAGCUCCGGCGAACUGCCGCCGAUACCUGCGUCCUCCGCCUCGGUGCCGGAUGAUGUUUUUUGUUCUUCUGAGUAAUGGAAGAAGCAGAGAGCCCUGGUUCAGUUUAAUGGAGUCCUACUGAAGCUUAAGUUCAGAAUUAUAGGAGUGGAUGGAAAUGUUGUGUAUGCUUUUUUGUGACAUUUGAAGAGGUAUGUUUUUUCUUUCCUUAGGAUCAAAAAUUAUUUAUUCAGGAUUGCUGAAUUAUGGUUGAAAAUGUGGAUGCCAAGGUUGUGAGUUAAACCUGAUUUUUUACAUUUGUGUGCUGAAAUAGUGUCUUGUCUGCCAUCAGAUAGCCUGAAUUUUUUUUGGCAACCAAAUCCCAACCUGGCUCAUUUAGUUCUGAUUUCUGAAUCCAGCAUAUAUACUUGCAUUUCCCAUUUUCUAAAAAUAAUCAUGAACACGAGCCAUUUUUUUGCUGUCCAUCUCAUCAAUCAAACAGGUCGUGAUCAAGAUAGCUUGAGAGAAUCACAAUAUGGUGAGCAAAAAUAAACUAAAAAAGAAAUAACGAGAAAGAUGUAAGAAGCAUCGCAUUUAAGUCGACAUGGAUGGAACAGGGAUACAAGGGAGCCCUCCUCACUGAUUGCAUGUUUGAAACUCAGGACACUCCAGCCCAGCAGGCUUACCUGUCAGGAGCCCACUACCCAUAUAUAUAUCAAACAUAUGCAUAUUUCCAAAUUAUUCCCCCAUACCAUACAGUAAUCCAAAUCCACCAAGAAGAUCAAGUCAAAUUGCCCACACAUAUGUCAUAACGACAGAGGGAAGAAAUUAAAAGGGAAAGGACAUGAUCAGCAUUCAACAUAUAGGAAACUAGGAUGUUCUUCUGAUGUUGCCUUAACUGCAUAGCCUGCUUAUAUGAUGGGUGUAACUUUUGGUUUUUAUGCUUCCUGUAGGUCACAGUUAAGUCUGUUCCAAUGAAUCAAUGAUAUGUAUGAUAAAAAUGAGUUCUGAACAGUUCCUGAAAAUUUUUUGCUGCAGUAUCUCUAUUACAAUGACGUGUGCAUGCAUACAGCAAAAAAUACAUGUGGUACUAAUUAACACUUGUUCUGUUGUUGCUAAUAUGGCACAAAUAUGAUGUAAUAAAGCACUACACCAUGUGCUGCAAUUAGGCAAUUGUACUGAAACUACUAUUAGCGCAUUGCAUUCAUGCAAUUGAGAGGUCUCUAUAGUCUAUAGUCUAUAGGAACCAUAUCCCUUCAUGAACUUCAGGAGUAACAAAACCCUCUAUAUAUACGCACACGCCCUGCACUCCUCUCAAAAACACAAGCAACAGCUUAGCUAGUAACAGUAGGCCACUACUAGCAUCACUGCAUUUCUAGUUAAGUAACAACACUAGAGAGAGUAAGGAGUAGUGAGACCAUGGGGAGGGAUCAGGCAGCUGCAGCAGUGAUGCAUGAGAAGGUGAAGCUGUUCAUAGGAGUGCUGGCCCUGCAGUUCCUGCUUGCAGGAUUCCACAUUGUGAGCAGGGCAGCACUCAACAUGGGCAUCAGCAAGAUUGUGUUCAUCGUCUAUAGGAACCUCAUCUCCCUCGCCUUGCUCGCGCCCUUCGCCUACUUCCUCGAGAAGAAAGAUAGACCACCACUGACCUUCUCUUUGCUGGUGGAGUUUUUUCUUCUAGCACUGUGUGGGAUAACUGCAAACCAAGGUUUCUACCUCCUAGGGCUGUAUCACCUUUCACCAACUUAUGCUUCUGCAAUACAGAACACAGUUCCUGCCAUCACCUUUGCCAUGGCUGCCGUCCUCAGGCUUGAGCAAGUAGACCUAGGCAAGAGGCAUGGGGUGGCCAAGGUGGUGGGCACGGUGGUGAGCAUAGGUGGUGCCACAGUGAUAACUCUCUACAAGGGCCUACCACUGUUCAAUCACAAUCUGAACAUCAAGUCCCUGUCUUCCUCGAGCCUCAUCCUCAACUGGACUCUGGGCUGCGUCUUCAUCCUUGGCCACUGCCUCUCAUGGUCUGGAUGGAUGGUUCUUCAGGUGCCAGUUCUGAAGAGGUACCCAGCUAGGCUGUCAGUUCUAUCACUGACCUGCAUCUUUGGGCUCCUCCAGUUCCUGGUCAUUGCAGCCUUCACUGAAGAAGACCUGAGCAGAUGGAAGGUGAACUCCGGAAGCGAGCUGUUCACAAUCCUCUACGCUGGUCUUGUGGCAUCUGGCGUGGCGUUUGCUCUGCAGAUAUGGUGCAUCGACAGGGGAGGGCCGCUGUUCACCGCCGUGUUCCAGCCGGUCCAGACCGUCGCCGUCGCCGUCAUGGCCGCCAUCAUUCUCGGAGAUCAGCUAUACUCAGGAGGGAUCAUCGGAGCAGUUCUGAUUGUGAUCGGGCUGUACUUCGUGCUGUGGGGCAAAAGCGAGGAGAAGAAGAGCAAGAACAACAACCUGCAGGACCAGCCGGUGCAGGGAGGAGGAGACGACAUCAGGAGGCAUCUGCUCGGACAAGAAGAUGCAUCUCGCAAAGACGAAGAAGCUGCAGUCACUGAUGAACUGGCAUGACGAUCGAUCGAAGGGGCGUUCUUCACCAGUAAUAUGCAUGAUGAUGUUGGAGUUGGAAAAUAUGUUGAUGUCAGUGACUGUACUUUCUUAACUAUAUUAAUCAAAGAAGAAGAUCCAAGCGUGCCAGUGUAAUUAAAAACAGUACUGCUAGCUGGUCCUCACUCACCAGUGAUAUACUAUAUAUAAUUGCUACGAAUCAGUCUGUGUAUAUCUCAAGCUGUAUAUUCAGAGUUAAUGAUAUAAUAUUGCCAUCACUUGAACAAUUAGCACAUAAA
Messenger RNA from Oryza sativa Japonica Group (Japanese rice), 2981 nucleotides. RefSeq names its product WAT1-related protein At3g18200. Gene Ontology annotation, cellular component: plasma membrane. Lineage: Eukaryota; Viridiplantae; Streptophyta; Magnoliopsida; Poales; Poaceae. Gene Ontology annotation, molecular function: transmembrane transporter activity. The record is from RefSeq and is a predicted model, not a curated record.